Messenger RNA from Verticillium nonalfalfae, 645 nucleotides. It is a transcript of the gene RPL13, whose product is annotated as 60S ribosomal protein L13. The record is from RefSeq and is a predicted model, not a curated record. Gene Ontology annotation, cellular component: ribosome; cytosolic large ribosomal subunit. Gene Ontology annotation, biological process: translation. The transcript is spliced from 5 exons. The coding region runs from base 1 to 645 and encodes 214 amino acids. NCBI's taxonomy places the organism in Eukaryota, Fungi, Ascomycota, Sordariomycetes, Glomerellales, Plectosphaerellaceae. Gene Ontology annotation, molecular function: RNA binding; structural constituent of ribosome.
AUGGCGAUUCAGGGCAACCAGAAGCUCCAGAGCAACCACUUCCGCAAGGAUUGGCAGCGCCGGGUUCGCACCCACUUCGACCAGCCCGGCAAGAAGCUCAGCCGCAGACAUGCCCGCCAGGCCAAGGCCGCCGCGGUCGCUCCCCGCCCUGUCGACUCCCUGCGCCCCAUCGUGAGGUGCCCUACCAUCAAGUACAACCGCAAGGUUCGCGCCGGCCGUGGUUUCUCCCUGGCCGAGCUCAAGGAGGCCGGCAUCCCCCGCCGCUUCGCCCAGACCAUCGGCAUCUCCGUCGACGGCCGCCGCCAGAACCUCUCUGAGGAGGGCCUCGCCGCCAACGUCGCCCGCCUCAAGGCCUACCAGGAGCGCCUUGUCCUCUUCCCCCGCAAGGCCGGCAAGGCCAAGAAGGGUGACUCCACCGAGACCGACCUGUCCAAGAUCGAGACCGCCUCCCACAUCGCCAAGGCCCUGCCUUUCGCCCCCGUCGCGUCUGGCUUCUCCGAGAUCAAGAAGUCCGAGAUCCCCGCUGCCGUCGAGGGCGGUGCCUUCAAGGCCCUCCGCCACGCUCGCAGCGAGAAGCGCAACCAGGGCAAGCGCGAGAAGCGUGCCAAGGACAAGGCCGACGCCGAGGCUGCGGCCAAGAAAUAA